Molecule: messenger RNA, 2841 nt
Organism: Phalaenopsis equestris
Lineage: Eukaryota; Viridiplantae; Streptophyta; Magnoliopsida; Asparagales; Orchidaceae
Exons: 2
Coding region: 404-1075 (223 amino acids)
Source: RefSeq, a predicted model, not a curated record
UUCUUCCUUUCCCAAUCAUUACCUAUUAUAUUUACAAAUUACCAUUAUAUAUAUGUUUUGUUGAGUGCUUUAGGGUGCAGAUUUGGAUGGGUGCAGAUUUUUGAGUGUUGCCUUUGAGGCGCUCUUCCCCUCCGGAGGUGGUGACCGUCUCCAGGUGGUGCUAUGGCUAUAGGUCAACAACGACGAGACAUUUAUCCUUCUGCAGCCCCUCUGACCCCACUUCCAGAACCGCAAACUAUCUUCUCUACUGUCGUCCUGGCCUCCAUCCUUCUUCUUGCUGCCUCCCAGGCAUCUGUCAUCUUCUCUUCUAUCGCUAAAACCUUUUCUGACCAUCCCUUGCUACUGACAUCCCCUUCCGGGUCUGUCCCUGCUGUUGUCCAGCGAUCGACACCUAUCCCCGCUGAUGUCCAACUCCCUUGGACUUCGGUGCCUGCUGCAGUCCAUACCCCGCCAUCGGUCUACUGUUUCCCCAGGCCACCGCAACUCCCUUCUGCCACCCUUAAGCAGUCGCCAACCCGUUUCUAGCCACCACGCUGGUUACCCAAUUCUUCCCCGCCGACGUCCAGUUGUUGUACAGUCCACCGCAAGCACCUUUCUACUGCUAUCCGGUCCACUGCCGUACCUCACGCCACAUUCCCCUUGGUGGACACCAAUGCUUGUUGCAGUCCAGACCCCGCCAUCGGUCUACUACUGCCUCAGGAGACCGCAACUUCCUCCCGCCACCCUCCAGCAGUCGCCAACCCUUUCCAACCACCACCCCGACCACCCGAUUCUUCCCCGCCGCCGCUUAGUUGUUGUUCAUUCCACCGCAAGCACCUUACUACUGCUAUCCGGUCCACCGUUGUACCUCAUCCCCCCUGGUGGACACCGGUGCCUGCUGCAGUCCAGACCCCGCCAUCGGUCUACUAUUGCCCCAGGCCACCGCAACUCCCUCCUGCCACCCUCCAACAGUCGCCAACCCUUUUCCAACCACCACCUCGUCCACCCGAUUCUUCCCCGCCGCCGUCCAGUUGUUGUUCAUUCCAUUGCAAGCACCUUCUUAUUGCUAUCCGGUCCACCACUGGACUAUAAAUAGGGCUUAUUAUGCUUAGGGCUAGGGCAUGCUAUGAGAUUAUUGUCUUGAGUCUUAGGGUUAAGGUUUGGGAAAGAUUGUCUGUCUCUUGAAUUGUAGGUGCUUAUCUUUUAUGUAUUCAGAUUUUGUUAUUUUGUGUUAUUAAAGAAAAGAUUUGUUUGCUCUAAUUUAUGAGGAAAACUCAUCCGGUUUUUGUCAGCCUUCUAGCAUAGUGAAAAAAGUUAUGCCUCUCCAACUUUUUUUUGCUUGAUUAAUCCAAAUUAUAACUGACAUGGGAGCUUCCCCGGGUCGCAGCACUGUAGCUGCUACAGUGUCGGGGAUGCGAUACAGUACUACGGUCCAACCCUUCUGCCCUUUACUUUUUUGUUUCCCUCUGCUUUUUUCAUGAUUCUCUUAUCUUAUUUCCUACCUAUUCUAUGUCUGCCUUUUUUAUUUCUUUCCUUUCCCAAUCAUUACCUAUUAUAUUUACAAAUUACCAUUAUAUAUAUGUUUUGUUGAGUGCUUUAGGGUGCAGAUUUGGAUGAGUGCAUAUUUUUGAGUGUUGCCUUUAUGGCGUUCUUCCCCUCCGGAGGAUGUACCCAAUGACGAUAAUGUGCUUCGGCUGUAACUCGUCUGAGGUGAUGAUUGUCUCCAAGUGCCCGGGUGAUGCUAUAGCUGUAGAUCAACUACGACGAGACAUUUAUCCUUCUGCAGCCCCUCUGACCCUACUUCUAGCAACGACAAACUAUCUUCUCUGCUGCCGUCCUGGCCUCCGUCCUUCUUGUUGCUUCCCAGGCAUCUGACAUCUUCCCUGCUAUCGCAACUCCCUCCUGCCACCCUCCAGCAGUCGUCAACCCUUUUCCAACCAUCGCCCCUGCCACCCGAUUCUUCCCCGCCGCCGUCCAGUUAUUGUUCAUUCUACCGCAAGCACCUUUCUAUUGCUAUCCGGUCCACAGUUGUACCCAGGCCAACUACCACCCUGCCAUCGGUCUACUAUUGCCCUAGGCCACCGCAACUCCCUCCUGCCACCCUUCAACAGUCGCUAACCCUUUUCCAACCACCACCCCAGCCACCCGAUUCUUCCCCUCCGCCGUCCAGUUAUUGUUCAUUCCACUGCAAGCACCUUCCUAUUGCUAUCCAGUCCAUAGAUGUACCUCAACCCCACCCCCCCCUCCCCCUUGGUGGACACCGGUGCCUGCUGCAGUCCAGACCCCUCCAUCGGUCUACUAUUGCCCCAGGCCACCGCAACUCCCUCUUGCUACCCUCUAGCACUCGCCAACCAUUUUCCAACCACCACCCUAGCCACCUGAUUCUUCCCCGUCGCCGUCCAGUUGUUGUUCAUUCCACCGCAAGCACCUUCCUACUGCUAUCCGGUCCACCCCCCUCCCUCUUGGUGGACACCGGUGCGUGCUGCAGUCCUGCCCCCACCCCUCCUCCCCCCUGGUGGACACUGGUGCCUGCUGCAGUCCAGACCCCGCCAUCGGUCUACUAUUGCCCCAGGCCACCGCCACUCCCUCCUGCCACCCUCCAACAGUCGUCAAACUUUUUCCAACCACCACCCCGACCAACCAAUUCUUCCCCACCACCCUGAUCACCUGAUUCUUCCCCGCCAUCGUCCAGUUGUUGUUCAUUCCACCGCAAGCACCUUCCUACUGCUAUGUGGUCCAACCUCCCCCCUCCCCCCUCCCUUCUGGUGGACACCGGUGCGUGCUGCAGUACAGACCCCCAUCCCUCCUCCCCUCUGGUGGACACGGGUGCCUGCUGCAGUCCAGACCCCGCCAUCGGUCUAC